Molecule: messenger RNA, 2523 nt
Organism: Drepanopeziza brunnea f. sp. 'multigermtubi' MB_m1
Lineage: Eukaryota; Fungi; Ascomycota; Leotiomycetes; Helotiales; Drepanopezizaceae
Biological process (GO): N-terminal peptidyl-methionine acetylation
Cellular component (GO): NatA complex; cytoplasm
Molecular function (GO): protein binding
Source: RefSeq, a predicted model, not a curated record
AUGCCGCAGGCACUCAGCGCGAAAGAGCAGUCGCUCUUCCGUACAGUUGUGCGGAAUUACGAAGACAAGCAGUACAAGAAAGGCAUCAAAGCUGCCGACCAGAUCCUCAAGAAGAGCCCCCAACAUGGCGACACCCUGGCCAUGAAGGCCCUCAUAAUGAACUCCCAGGGGAAGACGGACGAAGCUUUCGCGCUUGCGAAAGUCGCCCUGACUUGCGACAUGAAGUCGCAUGUGUGCUGGCAUGUCUACGGAUUGCUCUACCGCGCGGUGAAGAACUUCGAGGAAGCGAUCAAGGCAUACAAGUUUGCGCUGAGGCUGGAGCCCGAAUCCGCGCAGAUCCAGCGCGACCUGGCUCUGCUUCAAAUACAGAUGCGGGAUUACGAAGGCUACAUAAUUAGUCGCAAUGCGAUGUUACAGGCACGAUCUGGGCUGAGACAGAGCUGGACUGCUUUGGCUGUGGCGUACCACCUCAAUGGGGAUCUGGCGGAUGCGGAGCGUGUCUUGACGGCUUACGAAGAUACCCUGAAGAAUCCUCCUCUGAAGACGGACUUUGAGAACUCGGAGGCGGUUAUGUACAAGAACUCGCUGAUUGCCGAGCAAGGGAAUAUCCAGCAAGCUUACGACCACCUACAGUCGGCUGGGAAAUACAACCUCGACCGGCUUGCGGUACAAGAGCUCCGAGCAACAUACCUUUCGAAGCUAGGCAAGAAGGAUGAAGCUGCCAAAGCUUACAGAGUGCUCAUCGACCGAAAUUCUGAACACAAGGAGUACUAUGACGCAUUGAUUAAGGUGCUGGGUAUUUCGGACGACGACCACAGGGCGCGGAAAGCCGUGUAUGACGAGUAUGCAGAAAAAUACCCUAGAUGUGAUGCAGCUCGUCGUCUACCCCUUGACUUCCUAGAAGGCGAAGAGUUUACAGCAGCUGCGGAUAGCUAUGUGGUUCGAAUGCUGGACAAGGGAGUACCUUCGACUUUCGCCAAUCUCAAGCACCUGUACUCUAAUCCCUCCAAAAAAGAAACCAUCUCAACCUUGGUCCAAAACUAUAUCGACAGCGACAGAGACGAAACAAAUAUGGAGCCAAAGAGAAACGGCGACACAUCAAAAGGGAAAUCAUCUGCCUUCUACUUCAUGGCCCAGCAUUAUAACUACUACCUGAGUCAAGAUCUGGACAAGGCAAUGGAGUUCAUCGAUAAGGCCAUCCAUUUGGAGCCCAAAAGCGUCGACUUCUUCAUGACCAAGGCCCGGAUAUGGAAGCACCGAGGCAACACCCAAAAGGCAUCCGAAGUCAUGGAGGAGGCCCGUGUCCUGGAUACCAGAGAUCGUCAUAUUAACACCAAAGCUGCAAAAUAUCAGCUCAGAAAUGAUGAGAAUGAGGCUGCGCUCAAGACCUUGGGGAUGUUCACCAGAGCUGAAACUGUAGGAGGGCCACUUGCUGAUCUCCAUGAUAUGCAAUGCAUGUGGUUCAUGACCGAGGACGGAAAAUCGUAUACUCGCCAAGGAAAGCUGGGGCUCGCACUGAAGCGCUUUACAUCCAUCUAUAACAUCUUCGAUGUCUGGCAAGAAGACCAAUUUGAUUUCCAUGCUUUCUCGCUGCGGAAGGGUCAAAUCAGAGCAUAUGUGGAUAUGAUCAGAUGGGAAGAUAAAUUGCGCGAGCACCCAUUCUUCAGCCGAGCUGCACUUUCUGCGGUUGAGAUAUAUCUUAGUAUCUACGAUAAGCCCCUGUUGAAUGGCACCAACGGGGAGAAAGAUUCCAACGGCGAUGAUGUAGCUGAGAAAAAGAGAGCGGCGAAGAAGGCACGCAAAGAUGCUCAAAAGGCAGAGCGAGAAGCUGCUGCCAAGAAGGAGCCUAACAAACCUGUUCGAUCUGAUGAUGGAGAUAUCAAGAAGAAGGAUGAUGACCCAGAGGGCGUCAAGCUUGCUGCUACGACCGAGCCAUUGACCGACGCAAUGAAGUUCUUAACACCUCUCCUGCAAUUCAGCCCGAAGAGUAUCGAUGGCCAGAUAGCUGGGUUUGAGGUGUACAUCCGACGGAAAAAGUACCUCCUUGCCCUUAAGUGUCUGCUCGCAGCCGCAGCUCUCGAUAAAUCCCACUCCAAAGUCCACGAGCAAACCAUCCGGUUUCAACUCGCCAUCACUCAAGACGCCGAGACCCUAUCUCCUACCGCCAAGAAAAUCAUCGAUUCCGAAUUCAACCUCCUCCCAUCUCCCGUCGACCUCGCCUCAUAUAACGACGAUUACCUCUCCCAGAACAAGGACUGUGCACGCCGCUCAUUGUCUGCGCUCAAGACCAGAAAGGUAUUGAAGCCCGAGUCAGCUGCCGCUGUUGGGAAAGAUGUAGCGGACCUUAUCAAGCUGCCGAGUAUCACGUACGAGGAGGCGGUCGAUGUGCUGCAGCUGCUGCAGCUGUGGAAGAGUGGAGAGGUGGAAGAGUUCAAGAAUACUGCUUCAAGCAAGUGGCCCCACGCUACCGUCUUCACCACUUCAACUACGGCACCCAAAAGUUUUGUUCUACCCCUGAGAUAA